Molecule: messenger RNA, 1019 nt
Organism: Lathyrus oleraceus (garden pea)
Lineage: Eukaryota; Viridiplantae; Streptophyta; Magnoliopsida; Fabales; Fabaceae
Product: ethylene-responsive transcription factor ERF017
Exons: 1
Coding region: 122-766 (214 amino acids)
Biological process (GO): regulation of DNA-templated transcription
Molecular function (GO): DNA binding; DNA-binding transcription factor activity
Source: RefSeq, a predicted model, not a curated record
GCAGCCAAAACAACAAACGACAGAGAUUUGAUUCGUCUUUUAAAAAAAAACAUUUUCUGAGUUGUGUUUCGAUUCCAACAACAAGAAAACAACAACAUCGUACUAGUGUACUGUGAAAACAAUGGUGAAGACCAACGUGGAACAACAACCUGCGGCGGAACGAAGUGAUUCGGUUUACCGAGGAGUGAGGAAGAGGAAAUGGGGGAAAUAUGUGUCGGAGAUCAGACUACCGAACAGCCGUCAGAGGAUAUGGUUGGGUUCUUAUGACUCUGCUGAGAAGGCGGCGCGUGCUUUCGACGCGGCUAUGUUUUGCUUACGUGGCAGUGGUGCUAGGUUUAAUUUUCCGGGUAAUAUUCCGGAGAUUGCUGGAGGAAGGUCUAUGACUCCAUCUCAGAUUCAGGCCGCGGCAGCCCGUUUUGCAAAUUCGGGUAUUCAUGAUAAGGAUCCGGGUCGACCCGAUAAUAACGUGGUCGAGGUCGAGUCUUCUUCGUCGGAGGGUGCCGCAUUGUUGUUGCCUAUGGAAUCACAGUCUCCGGCGUUAUCUGAUUUGACGUUUCAGACGGAUUGUGAUUCUAAGCAAAACGGGUUGUUUUUGGAUUUGUUUGCGGUAAGCGGGUCGGAUAAUGUUGAACCCGAUUUCUCGGUUUUUCCUAGUUUUGAUGAUUUUGGAGGGGAUUUUUAUGUCCCGGAGCUGCCAAAUUAUGAUUAUGGAGAAGAGAAUUUGGAUGGAUUAAUAAUUAACGAUACUUUUUUAUGGAGUUUCUAAGAAUUUAAGGAUAGGUAUAGGGUCGGGUCGGGUUGUGGAUAGUUUUAUUAUAUCCAAAAAAAGGCUAAUUCCGGGUGAACAAUUCGGGUUUGGGUUGGUCAAUUUUUUAUAGGAUCAAUCCUUAAGAUAAUUUAGUACCAGUAAUAAUUUUUUACAGAGUGAUUUGUAAGGUUUUAAUUUUGUGGAUAUGAUUCAUGAAUCACUUGUAAAGUUUUAAGAUUAUAUAUAUAAUAUAUAUAUUUCUUUUUUGUCA